Molecule: messenger RNA, 581 nt
Organism: Neocloeon triangulifer
Lineage: Eukaryota; Metazoa; Arthropoda; Insecta; Ephemeroptera; Baetidae
Exons: 2
Coding region: 150-434 (94 amino acids)
Source: RefSeq, a predicted model, not a curated record
GAUGAGCUCGCGCGUCUUUUCACCUGGUGAACCAGGUCGGCCCUUCAUCUUCCCCUUCCAAACUCCCUUUGUAUAAAAGCUGCACGUUAAGUGCUGACGCCUAUUUUCUUCACUUCUCUCGAGUAGCCGCAACUUGACAGCACCCAAAGAUGAAGGUGGCUUUCGCUCUGAUGUGCCUCUUGGCCGCCGUCUAUGGCAUGCCCCAGCGCGAGGGUGCCCAGUUCACCAAUGAAGCGAUCCGGCAGGCGCAGAACACGUUCCUCAUCCCCAAGGACGCCGAAAUCCAGAACGUGCAGGAAGGCAUCGAACUGGCCGCUUUCGAAAACCUGCCCGGCGACCAGCGCAUCGACCUGGCCUCCAUUCUGGGCGCCCACGUCCCCGCCGAGGUCGUGUCCAACCUGCAGACCCAGGUUGACCAGGUCGGCAGAAACUGAAAAUCUAAUCUACAGACUCUCAUUUUUUUGUAAAUAAUUAACAACUGAAACAAAUUUUUGUGUGAAUAUCUUCGUCUCUUCAUUAUUAUGUACAAGGAAAAAUUGAAUUAUAAUAAAACGAGUACAACUCUGUUUUUUGUAAGAAAA